This is a messenger RNA of Colletotrichum gloeosporioides, 1506 nucleotides long. RefSeq lists its product as uncharacterized. Gene Ontology annotation, biological process: regulation of transcription by RNA polymerase II. Bases 1 to 1506 code for a protein of 501 amino acids. Gene Ontology annotation, molecular function: DNA-binding transcription activator activity, RNA polymerase II-specific; zinc ion binding. NCBI's taxonomy places the organism in Eukaryota, Fungi, Ascomycota, Sordariomycetes, Glomerellales, Glomerellaceae. The record is from RefSeq and is a predicted model, not a curated record. The transcript has a single exon.
AUGGGUCGAGAAACUCAGACCUCAACCGGUCAGCAUGAUUCGAGCGUUGCCGGAACCGCAAAUACAAGGACCACAGAGACUCGGCGAUCCCACAAAAAGUCUCGCAACGGGUGCACCGAGUGCAAACGUCGCCAUAUCCGCUGCGACGAGCGCCAGCCGUCUUGCGCAAAUUGCGAAGUUGCAGAGCGUGCAUGCGUCUUCCCGCCGCCCAAGGUGGGCAAGCAGAGGCGGAAACGAGGGCAACAGCGGCACGCAUCGCAACAGCACGGGCGAGAGACAACAACAACAACAAGUCCAACACUACCCGAUCCCACAGAGGGUAGUGUAAACAACAUUGACGAUGCGGAAGAGCAUAAUACACAGACGCCGCUGGCCAUUCAUCAGCAAAACAGCCACUCGGAACUCGGUCCAGCGGUAGAUCAACCCACCAUUUCCUUGUCGUUGGAGCACGGUGACCAAGCGUCCAUAGCCGACCUCGAGCCUACCGCUUCCCAUCCACCUUCCGAUUGCCAUCCUGGCUUAAUCGGUGUACCAAACGUCGCGUCCAAGACAAUAUUCACGCCGCAACACAUGAUUCUCAUGCACCAUGCCCACACAGUGCCAAACUUCACCGGGCCCAACCGGAGCAUAGUGGAUAUUGCCAUCCGCCACGCUGUCGACUCACCGUACCUCCUCGAUGAAAUUCUUGCUUUCACAGCUUUCGACAUGGUUCAUCUGUAUCCUGGAUCAGCCGUUUGUCUCCGACACCUGGCCACAGAGCUACAAACACGCGCUCUUGCCUCCUUCACUCUCCUCACAGAAACGGUUCCCAAAGAUGACAAAGCUACCGCCGUCCCUCGCUUCCUCUUUUCUGCCAUCCUAGGCAGACAUGUUCUUGCCGACACUCUCGCGCACUACCGCUCCGACUUCCACUCAUUUAUCGAUCGACUUGUGGAAUGUUUCAAUCUCAAUCGCGGCAUCACCUCCGUCACGCCUCCGGCUAAGGACUAUCUGUACAACUCCGAGAUCCAGCCCUUUCUCAAUGUUGUCCUCAAGGCUCAUAAAAAGAUCGUUUCUCCAGGAACCGAGUGCGAUCCUCUUACUCGUCUUUUGGACGAUUCUGACCUUAGCGAAACCAGCAUGAAGGCAUGCCGUCAUACCAUUGAGCUUUUACAGUGGUCCUUCGACCUGUGUCGAGGCCUCGACGAAGAGGAAUAUCCCUCAGCGGCCUCGUCGUUUUCUGUGAAGAUAGAGGGAAGCUUCGUUGACAUGCUGCGGAAACAUCGACCAGAGGCCCUAGUCAUUCUCGCCUACUAUGGUGUAUUAUUGCACCGCUGCCGCAGCUUUUGGGCCUUCGGCAGUGCUGGCGCCUCAAUGAUUCGCGCUAUUGCCGGGCACUUGGGUAGCUACUGGCGAGGCGUGCUUGAGUGGCCGCUGCUUGUCAUUGAAACGGAGUGCAACUCGGAGCCCGUAGCUGAGGCGACGACUCUUGGCACUCUUACAAUGACAUCGCAUGUAUCACAGUGA